Punctularia strigosozonata HHB-11173 SS5 is the source of this 810-nucleotide messenger RNA. RefSeq lists its product as uncharacterized. Lineage: Eukaryota; Fungi; Basidiomycota; Agaricomycetes; Corticiales; Punctulariaceae. The transcript has 2 exons. Bases 1 to 810 code for a protein of 269 amino acids. The record is from RefSeq and is a predicted model, not a curated record.
AUGGAGUUGUUCCUGGGUAAAGCGCUCGCAGGUGGACGAUGCGGUGUUGUUUACAAAGUCGAAGUCCUGCGAGUCCUAUCUACAGAUGGUCAGGAGAUUUCAGAUCUUUCUUUGCCUCCUCUAGUCAUGAAGAUUGCCGGACUGAGGUACACUCCGCAUAUCGCCCGGGAAGCCUGGUUCUACGACGAGUUGGAAACGCUACAAGGCUCAAUCAUUCCGCGUUGCUUUGGCUUCUUUGAGGCCACCCUUCCGGAUAACACACCGAUCAUCCCAUGGAUAUUGCAUGGCCUAGACACAGGCAGAGACGAAUACGACGACGAAUACCCUUCGGAUCUACGAGGGUUAGAGAACGAAGAGGACUCUGAGGGCUUGAAUGAUACCAAGAAUCAUAACACUCGCAACAGGUACCAGAUCAAGCGUAGUCUCCACGAUCCUCGCGUUCCCUGUCCUCUGCGUAUCUCUCUUCUCCUACUGGAAGAACUUGAUCUAGCACAACUGCCCAUAGGGGUCAACGUAACUGAGGAAGUCCGAAAGGAAGUUCCUCAGAUGCUGCAAGAGCUGAACCGGUUUCAAGUGGUGCACAACGAUGUUGCCCGUAGAAACAUCCUCCGACCAUCGCGCUCACCCGAUGCUUACCCACGCCUUCCAUCACCGUACACAGGCCGCACAUACAACUGGCGCAUCCUAGACUUCAACGACGCCCGCAAGUACGAACCUAGUGACUGCGAAUUUCUCAACCGGAGCAUGGCGAAGCACCUCAUCGGAUUGUUAGAACGCGAUAUGAGUACUGAUUUCUCUUCAUCAAUGUAA